UCAGACUGUGAAACUGUAGGCUUGUCAUUUAAUGCCAUUAAUUAUCACACUGAGUCAGAUAUUUCUUUGUUAAUUAUUAUCAUCUUAAACAUGACAGAUUGUCCAAACACACAGAAAAACUCCUGAGAUCCACACACUAUUAUAAAGAUGACGUUUAUUAAAGAGGAGAGUGAAGAGGUGAAGAUUGAAGACACAUUGAGAGUCAAACAAGAAGAUACUGAGGAACAAACAGACCUCAUGCCGCUGAAAGAGGAGCGCAUAGUCCCGAAUGUAAAAGAAGAGAAAGAACAAUAUGAGACUCAUCGUGAUUUUAAAACUAAAGAAGAAUCUUUCAGUAAGCCACAGAUUAAAAAGACUUUCUCACAGAAAACAACUCCUAAAACCGGAACUAAAAGUUAUUUCACCCCUUUUCGCUCUGAAAAGAGUUUCAAUGAAUCUGGAAACCUAAAAGUUCACACUGGAGAGAAGCCUUACACCUGCAAACAGUGUGGAAAAAGUUUCAAUAGACAGGGAGUCCUUAACAGACACAGGAGAAUUCACACUGGAGAGAAGCCCUUCACCUGCCCUGAGUGUGGAAAAAGAUUUGGUCAAAAAGUAAACCUUAACAGGCACAUACAAAUUCACACUGGAGAGAAGCCCUUCACCUGCCAACAGUGUGGAGUCAGUUUCACACAUAAAGAAAACCUUAAAGUCCACAUGAGAGUUCACACUGGAGAGAAGCCAUACACCUGUCCCGAGUGUGGAAAGAGUUUUACUCGAAAAGCAAGCCUUAAAGUGCACAUGAGAGUUCACUCUGAAGAGAGUCCUUUUAUCUGCCAACAGUGUGGAAUAUGCUUCAUUGAAAAAGGAUUUCUUAAUAGACACAUGCAAAUUCACACUGGAGAAAAGUGUUACGUGUGCCAUCAGUGUGGAAGAAGUUUCAAACAAAAAGGAAACCUUAAAAGGCACAUGAGAGUUCACACUGGAGAAAAGCCUUACACUUGCAUACAGUGUGGAAAGAGUUUUUCUAUACAAUCAAACCGUAACAAGCACAUGAGAAAAUUACACGGCAUAUUUUCUACACAUUCUUGAUCUACAAAUGAGGAUUCAUUUGAGAGAACUGUUUUAUGUCAUCAGUUGUUGAAGGAGUUUCACAGACAGGAAUCAUGUAAUAAUGUUAUGAUGUGUAGGAAGCUCAGAAGUGAAGAUCAGGGGUCUGUUUGUAAUAUCUUUUCAUUGUGUAUUUUUCUGAAUACUGGAGUUCUGUGUAUUUAUUUAAAGAUGUCAUCUGUUACGGCUCUCACUGACUGACUGCACUGCUGCUUGAUAGCACGGGGCUUGUUACUUGAUCAUGCUCUCGCUGAAAAUCUGACCAUUACUGCCCGUUCCCAUCCGCUCCCGUGAUUUUUGUGUCUACUCCCACAAACAUUCUAAUAAUGUAUAUAAUUUACACUGGUGUUCAUCACAUGAAUGAAAACUAUACUGUAUAUAGUCUUUUGAUAUAAAGUGUUUUAGGUAUACAUUACAAAUGACCAGAGAUGGGUAUAAUGCAUUUCACAGUAACUUACUGUAUUCUAAUUACUUCACCUGGUUUACGAAGUAAUGCUUUAAAUUUAAAAUUGAUGUAAUUUUUUUUAAGCAUCCAUUCAUCUGUUUCGUUAUACCAACUAAAAUGGUUCCAACUUCCAAACAAAGAUCACAGCAGAAGUAUUGUGCAAUCUCCAAGCAGCAGAGAUAAUGAAUUAGUUAAUUGAAUGACUCACUCAUUGAAGUAACUUACCCAACACUGCAAAUCACACAUUUUACAAAUAUACAGGUGCAUCUCAAUAAAUUAGAAUGUUGUGAAAAAGUUCAUUUAUUUUUUUAAUUCAACUCAAAUUGUGAAACUUGAGCAUUUAAUAAAUUCAGUGCAUACAGACUGAAGUAGUUUAAGUCUUUGGUUCUUUUAAUUGUGAUGAUUUUGGCUCACAUUUAUCCAAAACCCACCAAUUCACUAUCUCAACAAAUUACAAUAUGGUUCCAUGCCAAUCAGCUCAAAACACCUGGAAAGGUUUCCUGAGACUUCAAAAUGGUCUCUCGAGCUGUGUCCCAAAGUUAAGUGCAUUGACUCAGGAGUGCGCAUUUGAAGUGCAAAUACAUCACAACGGUGCAACGAAGGCUGAC
This is a messenger RNA of Carassius carassius (crucian carp), 2142 nucleotides long. RefSeq names its product gastrula zinc finger protein XlCGF7.1-like. Gene Ontology annotation, biological process: regulation of transcription by RNA polymerase II. The transcript has 3 exons. Gene Ontology annotation, molecular function: DNA-binding transcription factor activity, RNA polymerase II-specific; RNA polymerase II cis-regulatory region sequence-specific DNA binding. The record is from RefSeq and is a predicted model, not a curated record. Bases 148 to 1071 code for a protein of 307 amino acids. Gene Ontology annotation, cellular component: nucleus. Lineage: Eukaryota; Metazoa; Chordata; Actinopteri; Cypriniformes; Cyprinidae.